Xenopus tropicalis (tropical clawed frog) is the source of this 948-nucleotide messenger RNA. RefSeq names its product lysophosphatidic acid receptor 1-A-like. Bases 1 to 948 code for a protein of 315 amino acids. The transcript has a single exon. Gene Ontology annotation, molecular function: G protein-coupled receptor activity. Lineage: Eukaryota; Metazoa; Chordata; Amphibia; Anura; Pipidae. Gene Ontology annotation, biological process: G protein-coupled receptor signaling pathway; signal transduction. Gene Ontology annotation, cellular component: membrane; plasma membrane. The record is from RefSeq and is a predicted model, not a curated record.
AUGAAUAACUCGGAUAUUUGGAAUCCCAAUGUUGUCCUUGCACUAGGACUUCCCCAAAUGUUUAUUAAUGUGGUCUCAGUGAUCUUCAACUGUGCUGUUAUUGUUACUAUAACUUUGUCAAAACAGCUUACUCAUCCCAUCUUCAUUCUUUUUUGCAACUUGGCUAUAUCAGAUCUUCUGGUGAGUUUAUCUGGAUUUUGGAUCUCUUUGCAGUUCAUUACUGAUCCAGAUAGCACCAUAUUUGGCUCUUGGGAAGUCCUUUUUGCAUAUGUUGCUUAUACUAUCUCUGUUUUGUCUACAAUAUACAAUUUAGUUGGUAUUGGAAUAGAACGCUAUUUGACAGUGUCUGGGGUUAAAAGACGCAACUGUGGUGUUUCCAGAAAGGAGAUCUUGUGUGCAGCAUUCAUCAUCUGGGUAAUAGCUAUAUUUUUUGGUUCACUGCCACUUUUGGGAUGGGAUUGUUUGAAAAAGGAUGGCAAUGUGUCUACUCUUUAUCGACCUUUUUGUGUUGACUAUUUAUUAUUUAUUUCUGUACCUAACUGUGUCAUUGCAUUUGUUCUUCCUCUGAUUACUUAUAUUGGAAUCAUUUUAAAGAUAAGGAAGCAGAAGAUCUGUAUGCAGGCUCAUGGACAGCUUAAUGGUACCCACAGAGCAGCAGAAAUGCAGGUAGCCAGAACCUGCAUCUUCAUCUGGAUAUUAGCUCUUAUAUCAUAUGCUCCUCUUUUUGGAGGAGUCAUUUGGGAUGUCACCAUUGCAAGUUGUCCAGAGGACUUGCGGAAAAAUGCAUUUGUGUUCCGAAACCUCAGUGCUACGAUGAUCACGCUAAAUUCUAUUGGUAAUCCUAUUAUAUACACUCUCAAAUUAAAAAACCUAGGCGACAGUUUCAUGUUUUGCAAGUGCAAGCAAUCAAGCAAUCAAAUAUCAGCCGAGACAAAUGCAAAUAUCUGA